Molecule: messenger RNA, 3459 nt
Organism: Rhodamnia argentea
Lineage: Eukaryota; Viridiplantae; Streptophyta; Magnoliopsida; Myrtales; Myrtaceae
Product: receptor protein-tyrosine kinase CEPR1
Exons: 2
Coding region: 315-3176 (953 amino acids)
Biological process (GO): protein phosphorylation
Molecular function (GO): receptor serine/threonine kinase binding; protein kinase activity; ATP binding
Source: RefSeq, a predicted model, not a curated record
UUGGGGGGGUGGGGUUAAUACACGUAAAGCUCCUUUAUGUAAAGUCAUGCAUCUAUCUCUUUCUCUCUCAGAGAGACAGAGACAGAUAUAGAUCAGCGUACGUGCGGGCGCGCGCAGGGUACUUUGUAUGCACGACCCAAUCUUUUCUUCUGUCAACAGGGCUUAUUACUACUGCUGCCUGCACCCAGUGAUCCCAUCAGUCAUGCAAUUUAUAUACUUCUCGCCAAGCUCACCACCUUCUCUGCCACAACAAACUUCCUAGACUCUCUCUCCAUCUCUCCCUCUCCCACACAGAAAACACAGAAACAAUCUUGAUGGCUCUUUGCUCUACCGUCUUCCUCUGCGUGUCACUUGUAUGUCUGUCGUGCCUAUCCCAAGCGGCCAGCACGAACCAAUCCCAAUUCUUCGCCCUGAUGAAGAGUUCGUUGUAUGGAAACGCUCUGUCGAGUUGGAAUCUCGAUGGAGGGGCAGAGAAUUCCUUCUGCAGCUUUCCAGGAAUCGGCUGCAACGAUCACGGGGACGUGGUAAAGAUGGACGUGAGCGGGUGGUCGCUCUCUGGUCAGUUUCCCGCCGGCAUCUGCUCUUACCUGCCGCAGCUGCGUGUCCUUAGGCUCAGCCGCAACAAGCUCCACGGCGGCUUCUUCGACAGCUUCGUCAACUGCUCUCUCUUGGAAGAACUCGAGACGAGCUUCUUGUACCUCCGCGGAACUCUACCUGAUCUUUCGCCGUUGCAAUCGCUCCGGAGACUCGACCUCUCAUACAAUCGCUUCACAGGCAAGUUCCCCAUGUCGAUCUUUAACCUUACCAAUCUAGAGCUGCUCAACUUCAACGAGAAUGAUGGCUUCGACUACUGGAGACUUCCCGAUAACAUCUUGCGGCUGAGCAAACUCAAGUCCAUGAUCUUGAUGACGUGCAUGGUUGAGGGACGGAUCCCGCCAUCGAUAGGAAACAUGACAUCCUUGUUUGAUCUUGAAUUGGGUGGAAAUUACCUGCAGGGGGAAAUCCCCACAGAGCUCAGCUUGCUAAAGAACUUGACGCAUCUCGAGCUGUACUACAACCAGUUCGCUGGUGGCAUACCAGAGGAGCUUGGGAAUCUUACCGAGCUCAUAGACUUGGACAUGUCGGUCAACCUGUUGAGCGGGAAAAUCCCGGAGUCUAUAUGCAGGCUCCCUCAUCUCAAAGUCUUGCAAGUUUACAACAACAGCCUCAGCGGAGAACUCCCGAGAGUGAUCGGCAAUUCAACAACCCUGACCAUUUUGUCGAUUUACGGCAAUCAGCUCACGGGGGAAAUUCCCUGGAAUCUGGGGCGGCUGUCAACUUUGAUUGUCCUAGACCUAUCUGAAAACCACUUCUUCGGUCCCCUGCCAACAGAAGCCUGCAAAGGAGGUAAACUGCAGUAUUUCCUAUUCCUGGCUAAUAAUUUCUCUGGUCAGUUACCGUCCAGUUAUGCGAAUUGCUUGACUCUGCUACGGUUUCGGGUUAGUUCUAACCACCUAGAGGGCCCAAUCCCGGAAGGAAUUCUAGGUUUGCCUCACGCUUCGAUCAUAGAUUUGGGUGAUAAUAACCUGAGUGGUCCUAUAGCGGAUACAAUUGGGAAUGCGAGGAACUUGUCGGAGCUCUUCAUACAGAAAAACAACAUCUCAGGAGUGAUACCUCCUGAAAUCUCUGGAGCCGCCAACUUAGUCAAGAUUGAUAUGAGUGGCAAUAGGCUCUGGGGUGCGAUACCUUCGGAAAUCGGCAAUCUCAAGAAGCUAAAUUUAUUGCUGCUGCAAAGUAAUAGGCUGAAUUCUUCCAUCCCCAAAUCCCUGUCUUCACUGAAGUCACUUAAUGUUCUUGACCUCUCCAACAACCUCCUGACCGGGAAAAUCCCUGAGAGUCUCUGCGAAUUGUUGCCAAACUCCAUUAACUUCUCCAACAAUCUUCUUUCCGGUCCAAUUCCGCCUUCAUUAGUGAAAGGAGGCUUAGUAGAAAGCUUUGCUGGCAACCCAGGACUCUGCGUUUCUGCGUCCAUUGAUUCGUCAGAUAACAAUUUCCCCAUAUGCUCACAGACCAACAACCGGAAGAGGCUGAAUAUCUGGGCAAUAGGAAUUUCAUCGGCGGUCAUUACCCUAGGAACAAUACUGUUCCUCAAGCGCCAGUGCAGCAAGGAGAGAUCCGUCAUGGAUCGUGAUGAGACGCUCUCUGCAUCACUCUUCUCAUAUGACGUGAAGAGUUUCCAUCGAAUAAGCUUCGAUCAAAGGGAGAUCAUCCAGGCCAUGGUCAAUGAGAACAUAGUGGGACAUGGAGGUUCUGGCACGGUCUACAGAAUAGGGCUGAGCAGCGGGGAAGUUGUUGCCGUGAAGAAGUUGUGGAGCCGAAGUGUGAAAGAUUGUGUGUCCGAAGAUUAUUUAGUUUUGGACAAGGGAUUGAAGACUGAAGUGGAGACUCUAGGAAGUGUGAGGCACAAGAACAUAGUCAAGCUGUACAGUUACUUCUCGAGUCGGGAUUGCAGCUUGCUGGUUUACGAAUACAUGCCUAAUGGAAAUCUCUAUGAGGCACUCCACAAGGGGCCCUUCCAUCUGGAUUGGCCCAUUCGUCAUCAGAUUGCGCUAGGCAUUGCGCAGGGUUUGGCGUACCUCCAUCACGAUCUGUUACCACCUAUUAUUCACAGAGACAUCAAGUCAACCAACAUCCUGCUUGACGCUAACUAUCAACCCAAGGUCGCGGAUUUCGGCAUAGCCAAAGUUUUGCAGGCAAGAGGUGGCAAGGAUUCAACUACUACUGUCAUCGCAGGGACUUAUGGGUACCUGGCCCCAGAAUAUGCAUAUUCAUCAAAAGCGACCACCAAGUGCGAUGUGUACAGCUUCGGGGUUGUCUUGAUGGAGCUAAUAACUGGGAAGAGGCCAGUAGAGCCCGAGUUUGGAGAGAACAAGAACAUCAUAUGCUGGAUUUCGACCAAAGUGGACACCAAAGAAGGCACCGUGGAAGUUUUGGACAAGCGAUUAUCAGGUUCAUUUUGGGAAGACAUAAUUCGGGUUCUUCGGAUUGCCAUUCGCUGUACUUAUGGAGCCCCUGCUCUUCGUCCAACCAUGAAUGAGGUCGUUCAGUUGCUGAUAGAGGCCGACCCUUGCAAAUUCGAUUCUUGCAAGUUGUCAGACAAGACUAAAGAAACAUUCAAUCCUCCCAAAACGAAGUAACCCCCAAGAUCUGACGAGCAGUUCGGCGGGCUUCUCGGUAUAGCCAUGUAGGAAGUCUAUUUAUAUGUACACAAGUACAGUCUCUGAGCACUAAGGAGAGACUUUACAUAAACAAGAGCUCAACAGCUCUUUUUUUUGUCCUUUUUGUUCCUAUGUAUUAAGAAAUGUUGGCUUGUAGAUUAUGCCAAUGCGUAAAACUUUCUUAGUUUUCCUUCUUGUCAAUUUCUGCUUUCAUGGCUCUGUAAUAUACUGAGGAACUAAAUGAGCUUGACAGCUUUGGUAC